AUGAGCACCUUCCGCGACCCCGUCGUCGUCGUCCUCGACACUGGCAGGACAAUCAUCCGCGCAGGCAUUGGCAUUUUCGACCUCCUUCGUCCCCCCACGGUCGAAAUUUCCGCCCGAGUAGGACUCCGCUCAACAGCACCAGAUGCAGAGAAUGGUGCACCCGAACCUUCCGGGCCCCAGCCUGGCCCUUCCACUUCCAAGUCGCCUUCUACUGCCAAGGUGACCGACUACCUCGUCGGUGCUCAGCUCGAUGAAGCCGUUGCCGCAGGCCACGACAUCGCCAUUUUUUGGCCAUUUGCAGAGGGAGAUAUUGCUGACUGGACCCAGGCAGAAGCACUCUGGAAAUACGUGCUGUUCAAACAACUACAGCUCCGACGCGCCCAGAUGGAGUCCCCGGUCCUUCUCUCCAUUCUCCCGGGGCUCUCGCGCGACGCGUACGAGCGCAUCUGCCAGAUCUUCUUCGAGCGCUUCAACGUCGCCGGCUUCGGCAUCCUCGACCGCCCCGUCGCGCAGUUUUACGCCGUCAUCUCGGGCAACCAGCUCAGUGGCGUCAUCGUCGACAUCGACCGUGACCACACGGACAUCACGCCUAUCUACGACGGGUUCGUCCAGCACACCGCGCGCACGAGCACUCCCCUCGGCCUCCGCGACUGCCAGCUCUACCUCGCCCACCUCCUCCACUCGAACCAGUCCGUCGUGGCCGCGCUCUCGCCGCCCGCCAGCCCACUCAGCCCGGAGGCGCUCCAGCCGGUGCUACUAGAGCUCGCAGAGCAUAUCUGGCAGGAGGGCCUCAUCAAGGCGCUCGCGGAGGGCGAGGCCGCGCGGGACAUCGAGGAGGAGGGCGUCACGGACAUCGCGGCGGUCCUCGUCGCGGGUAAGGAGAAGGCCGUCAUCGAGUCGGGCAUGAAGAAAAAGGCGAACGCGAAGGCGUCCGCCGCCGAGCAGGCGCGCGCGCGUGAAAUCGAGGCGCUCGAUCUCGUCACCGUUCAGUUCCGUGGGCACACGCUCACGGUGGGUAAGGAGCGCCAUCGCUUCUGCGAACCCCUGUUCGAUCCGAACCUACUUACGAGCCUGCCGGGUAUUGAGCCCAAGGCGAGAAAGGAUGUGCCGAUUUUGCCCAUCCAGACUGCGGUUGGGGAGGCUGUUGGACGAACUGAGGUGGACCAGAGAGCAUAUAUUUGGCAGGGGCUGUUCGUGACCGGAGAGAUCACGAACCACAUAAAAGGGCUGGGAGCCGCGCUACAAGGGCGUCUGGCAUCGUUCAUCCUCACCAGCCCGGAUCCGCAACAAAAUGAAGUGCAGCCGCGGAUCAUACGGGUGCUGAAGGUGCCAGACUAUUUCGCGGAAUAUCGGGAGAAGGGAGAUGGGUUGGCGUCCUUUCUGGGUACGAGCAUCGUUGCAAAAAUAACAUUCAUUGAUAUGACGGGUGGUAAGAACUUUGUGUCGAAAACGGACUAUGUGAGCACAGGACCACGGACGAUUCUGGGAAUGUCACCCUCGUUGCUGUAG
Sparassis crispa is the source of this 1509-nucleotide messenger RNA. RefSeq names its product SWI/SNF and RSC complexes subunit arp9. Lineage: Eukaryota; Fungi; Basidiomycota; Agaricomycetes; Polyporales; Sparassidaceae. The transcript is spliced from 5 exons. The record is from RefSeq and is a predicted model, not a curated record. Bases 1 to 1509 code for a protein of 502 amino acids.